Messenger RNA from Phaethon lepturus (White-tailed tropicbird), 1531 nucleotides. It is a transcript of the gene RNPEP, whose product is annotated as arginyl aminopeptidase (aminopeptidase B). The record is from RefSeq and is a predicted model, not a curated record. The annotation marks the transcript as partial. NCBI's taxonomy places the organism in Eukaryota, Metazoa, Chordata, Aves, Phaethontiformes, Phaethontidae. Gene Ontology annotation, molecular function: metalloaminopeptidase activity; zinc ion binding. Gene Ontology annotation, biological process: proteolysis. The transcript is spliced from 10 exons.
GGUCUCUCCUUCCCCCCAGGUGUGCUGGCUCGCUCCCGAGCAGACGGCGGGGAAGCAGAAGCCCUACAUGUACACGCAAGGCCAGGCCGUCCUCAACAGGUCCUUCUUCCCCUGCUUCGACACCCCGUCAGUCAAAUGCACCUAUUCGGCCACGGUGGAGGUUCCCGAGGGGUUCACGGCUGUGAUGAGUGCCACGAGCUGGGAGAAGCAGAAGGAUAACACCUUCAUCUUCAAGAUGUCCCAGCCGAUCCCCUCCUACCUGAUUGCUCUGGCUGUCGGGGACAUUGUGUCUGCUGACGUUGGCCCCAGGAGCCGGGUCUGGGCCGAGCCCUGCCUGAUCGAGGCUGCGAAGAAGGAGUACGAUGGGGUGAUUGAGGAGUUCCUGGCAGUUGGAGAGAAGCUCUUUGGACCUUAUGUUUGGGGCAGGUACGACAUCCUGUUCAUGCCGCCCUCCUUCCCCUUCGGUGGGAUGGAGAAUCCCUGCCUCACCUUUGUGACGCCCUGCCUGCUGGCUGGGGACCGCUCCCUGGUGGACGUCAUCAUCCACGAGAUCUCCCACAGCUGGUUUGGCAACCUGGUCACCAACGCCACGUGGGGCGAGUUUUGGCUGAACGAGGGCUUCACCAUGUAUGCCCAGAGGCGCAUCUCCACCGAGGUCUAUGGUUUGGCGUACACCUGCCUGGAGGCUGCGACAGGACGGGCCCUCCUGCGCCAGCACAUGGACAACACGGGGGAGGACCAUCCGCUCAACAAGCUGCGCGUGGUCAUCGAGCCAGGUGUCAAUCCGGACGACACGUACAACGAAACGCCCUACGAGAAGGGGUACUGCUUCGUGAGCUACUUGGCCCAUCUCGUGGGGGACCAGAGCAAGUUUGAUGCCUUCCUCCAGGCCUACGUGAACCGGUUCAAGUUCCAGAGCAUCACGGCGGACGAUGCCCUCGGUUUCUUCCUGGAGUACUUCCCAGAGCUGAAGGAAAAAGGCGUGGACUCCAUCCCAGGCUUUGAGUUCGACCGCUGGCUGAACACGCCGGGCUGGCCGCCCUACCUGCCUGACCUCUCGCCUGGGGAGCAGCUGAUGAAGCCAGCAGACGAGCUGGCAGAGCUCUGGGCAGCCAACAGCUUGAACAUGGAGGCGAUCGAAGCCAUGGACAUCACGGCCUGGAGGACGUACCAGCUGGUCUACUUCCUGGAUCGGGUCCUGCAGAAAUCCCCCCUGCCAGAAGGCAAUGUGGAGAGGCUGAGCAGGAUGUACCCGAAGAUCUCCAAGGCCCAGAAUGCUGAGCUGCGACUCCGCUGGUGCCAGAUCAUCCUCAAGAACAACCUUGAGGCCGAGUACAGCAAGGUCAAGGACUUUCUCCACAGCCAGGGAAAGCAGAAGUACACCCUGCCCCUCUACCGUGCCAUGUGGGGCGGGUCGGAGUCAGCCCGGGCCCUGGCCAUGGAGACCUUCUCGGCUACGGCCCCCCAGCUCCACAUCAAUGUCCAGAACUACGUCAAGAAGAUCCUGGGCUUGGAGGUGGCAGAGGACUAG